AGUGGCUCAGAAACCAUCUGGAGGCUCCGGAUCACCUGCUAGCUGCUCCUCCGCUCCCCGAACAACACGUUAACACAACACGUUAACAAACCUCAAAGCACUGCCAGAGGUGGUCUAUAGUAACACUAUGGACGAAGACAUCCUGACAACCCUCAAACUAUUGAUUAUUGGCGAGAGUGGAGUCGGGAAAUCCAGUCUCCUGAUCAGGUUCACAGAUGACACGUUUGAUCCAGAGCAGACAGCGACCAUAGGCGUGGACUUCAAAGUAAAGACAAUCGCCAUCGAUGGAAAUAGUGCAAAACUUGCCAUUUGGGACACAGCUGGGCAGGAGAGGUUUCGCACCCUCACUCCCAGUUACUACCGUGGUGCGCAGGGUGUUAUUCUGGUGUAUGACGUCACUAAGAGGGACACCUUCACCAAGCUGGAGAACUGGCUGAACGAGCUGGAGACGUACACAACCCGGAACGACAUCGUCAAGAUGCUUGUUGGCAAUAAAAUUGACAAAGACAGCCAUGAGGUGGACCGAAACGAGGGCCUGAAGUUUGCUAGGAAACACUCCAUGUUAUUUAUCGAGGCCAGCGCCAAGACCAAGGACGGUGUCCAGUGUGCCUUUGAGGAGCUGGUGGAGAAGAUCCUCCAGACACCAGGGCUGUGGGAGAGCGACAACCCGGGCCAGGGGGUCCGCCUGGGGGAGCAGGAGCCGCGGGCUGGCGGGGGCUGCGGAGGGUACUGCUCCAUACCCUGAAUACCACCGACCUACCUGGGGCAAUGACCGGACCGGACACAGGAAAGGCAACCGAAAGGUGGGGGGGGGUUGGGGGGGGAGAAGGAGAGAGAGCGAGGGAGAGCAUAGUCGUACAGGUUCUGUAUUGAAGGAUCUCAUUGAUCGAAGGCCUCAAAUCUUAUCCGGUCAGGCGAACUUUUGCUGUUUGCACACUUCCUGUUAACUCUCGUUUGUCUUGUUUUUUUGUUCUUUCACAGUUUUUUUUUUAACUUCCUGGUCAACUCUAUAUCAAAAGAUACAAAAAACAACUCAUGACAGGAAGUGCAUUAUUUUAAUUAGUCCACCCAUGCUAGAUGAUUGUCAUCUGGUUUCCAUUCAUCACGUCAGCAACAGUUACUCUUAUUUCCCCCCAUUUUUUUUGUUCUUGCUCAAACUGCUGCAAGAUAAGACUUAAUGUAAAGCGGCUAUAUCAUGCGGCAAUUUGUAGGAUACAGUGCAGGGCUGGGAACGGUAAAUCCAAUAACAAUAUCUAAAAUCCUGCAGGGCUUGGGCCACGGCUCUCAUGUAUGUAUGUAUGUGUGUGUGUGUGUGUGUGUGUGUGUGUGUGUGUGUGUGUGUGUGUGUGUGUGUG
Messenger RNA from Gadus chalcogrammus (walleye pollock), 1355 nucleotides. RefSeq names its product RAB18B, member RAS oncogene family (gene rab18b). Gene Ontology annotation, molecular function: GTPase activity; GTP binding. Bases 128 to 745 code for a protein of 205 amino acids. The record is from RefSeq and is a predicted model, not a curated record. Lineage: Eukaryota; Metazoa; Chordata; Actinopteri; Gadiformes; Gadidae. The transcript has 7 exons.